Molecule: messenger RNA, 1297 nt
Organism: Helobdella robusta
Lineage: Eukaryota; Metazoa; Annelida; Clitellata; Rhynchobdellida; Glossiphoniidae
Exons: 6
Coding region: 569-1297 (242 amino acids)
Source: RefSeq, a predicted model, not a curated record
UGGCUUAGAGUCAUUUUUUGUAAAUGAAAAUUUGCGACAGAAAUAUUCAUCAAAGAGUCUACAAAAAUCCCAUUAUACAGCUUCUCAAUCACAGCAAUCAAAUGUGCAUAAACGUCUUCUUCGAACUUCAACAAACGAGAAUUUUGUACAAGAAAAAUCAACCCAGGAACAGCAAUCACAAUUGAAUCAUCUUCUUAUCCACAAACACACACAACUUGUGAAAAACUCCGCUUUGCACAAUAAUAAAAAUAUUCAAUCAGAUCAACAAUCAAAUACAGGAACACAAAAACUUGAGUCAGACAAACAUUCACAACAGAAGUCUUCAAAUGAGCUUAAGAUUGCAAAGGAUUCAAAAUUACAAACACAGAAAUAUGUUGAUUGUGAAAACAAUAUUGAUCCUCCGAAAAAUGUAUUAUCAGUUAAUUUACCAGAAGCAACAACUGCCACACUGUCAUCGUCGUUGCCACCAUCAUCCCUGCCAGUUGUUCUCAAGCCUUCGUCAACAAUACGCUCGUCAUGUUCUGACAACAAAUUAGCUGUUAGCGAUAGAAAUGUGAACAACCUAUUGAUGAAGAAAAUUACUAAUGGGCAUGCAAAUGAAGUUGGGAAACCACUUGAUGCUGAUGGAGAUACAGUGCUUACAAAUGAAAAUAUUGCAGGGCUCUUUAGCGGAGGAAUGCUCAAUUAUUUCAGGAUUCCCGAUGACUUGAAACAUUUGGAUAACUUAUCAAUAACUGAUGAAACGAUAGAUGAUAUUUCUAUGACAACACUGACCGAUGGAGAUGUUGAAUAUUCAUUAAGAGAAGUCUUUCCUUCUGAGGACUUGUGUAAGAAAUUAAGGAAACAAGCUUCAAGUGGUGCACUGACGAACAACGCAUCAAAAGCUAAUGAUAUUAAUGCAAAAAGUUCUAGGAAACAUUCCAAGUUAUUUUUUGGAGCAGAUGAUUCCUUAAAUGAUUUCAACAUUAGCAUGGCGAAGUCCUAUAUAUUUCAAGAGGAAGUUAGACAGGAAUUGAAGACUUCUAUGAAGAAAGUGAAAGAAGAAGCACUUGCACUUGGUGGGAAUGUGAAAUCAAAGUCAUCUUCUGUGUUAUAUCAUGGACAUCAUCCAUUAAGGACUCACCAGCAACCCAAUUUACAACAACCACCCAACUUACAACUGCAACAGCCACCCUUAUCAUCAUCAAGACAAGAACAACCGCCAACAUCAACAACACAAGUUUUUAAAAAAACGUUUUCAUCUAUAAAGAAGGGAGCUGAUGAUGUGUACCCAUCAUAUGUGAGUCAACUUACAUAA